AUGUCGCGGAGACCCGCCGGACCCGAUAGGACGAUGCAGAACCAACAGACGUUGAAGAGCUUGGUCAAGUUGGAAGGAAACAAGAGCUGCGCAGACUGCAAGAGGAACAAGCGUACGAUGUUCGAACGCUGUAACGAGGCGUGGAAGCUGACAGGUGUCGACAGAUNNCCGAGAUGGGCCAGCUGGAACUUGGGCAUUUUCAUUUGCAUUCGAUGCUCUGGUAUUCACCGUGGUAUGGGCACGCACAUCAGCAGAGUCAAAUCUGUCGACCUGGAUUCUUGGACCGACGAGCAGCUUCAGAGCAUGCUCAAAUGGGGCAACACCAGAGCCAACAAUAAGAUCGAGAACUUCAUCCGCACCAAGUAUGACUCGAAGAGAUGGACUAUGGAUGGCCCCAUUCCAGACCCCUCGACUCUGGGAAGCGAGGGUGGGGAUGAAGACGUGGUAAAUACAGACUNNCAUCCCACCGGUACAAAGCAGCUAACCGGAAGGCAGCCUCUCAGCGUAGUCCAAGAAAAGGCGAAGCUCGACCGAUCUGCCUCACUCAGAAAUGCUUCCAUGAGUAGCGGACCUAUUGCUCCACCUGCAGCUCCCAGACCUGUCGCUCCAGUCAUCGAUCUGUUUGGCGACGACCCGACUCCUGCGCGCGCCAGCACUGCCGAACCUUCGAUCUCUUCAAGACCUCCUCCACAACAACAAAAGGCCCCCGCCGCACCUCCUAAGCAAAAUCGUCCUGGCGACUCUCUACUUGGUCUCGACUUUUUCGGAGCCAGCCAAUCUGCACCUCCAGCACGCCCAGCCAGCGCUGCUUCAGGAGCUGCUACCUCUGGAAGCAACCCACGAUCAGACCUAAAGCAGUCCAUUCUGUCCUUGUACGCAUCUGCACCCAAGCCUGCCUCAGUGCAGCAACCUCAGUCUUCCUCGAAUGCCUUUGGCGGCUUCGCCUCCCCGCCGAUGCAGUCUCCCGCCGCUUCGACAUCCUCGUUUGGUGGUAUGGCUGAUGCCUUUGGCGGUUUGAACUUUGGUGGCUCGCCCGCUCCCCAACAGCAGCAACAGCAACCCAAACCCUCCACCUUCUCAAACCUAACCUCCCCAGCAUCACGUCAAAGCUCUCUCAGUGGCGGCAGCUUCUUCGAUGCUAAGCCUGCACCGCCACCCAAGCAAUCUGCUGCACCUGCUCCCAAGCCGCAGCCAGCACGCAUGUCAAGUGGUUUUGGCGACUUUGGUGACUUUACAUCCGCACCAUCGCCUGCACCAGCACCCAUUUCUACAAGGUCACCUGUUCCUGCCAGCUCUGGCAUGGGAGACUUGUUCGAUAUGAGUGCUCCUGCACCCUCAAAGCCAGCAACUUCAACCUCUGCAUCCGCCUUCAACCUGUCGAGUCCUGCCCCGCCACCUAAGCCUGCACCCGUGUCCGCCAUGGGCAGUCUCGAUAAUAUGGACGCUUGGGGCUCGAACAACGCUUGGAGUACCCCCGAGCCAGCAGCACCUGCACCGCCCACUACUUCUUACAAGGCACCUGCUCCAACCACUACCUCGUACAAGGCACCUGCCAUGACUAGUGUGUCGAACGACGACGACUUUGGUGGUUGGGGGAAGCAACGAGGGCNNACUUCUUCUAGCAAGCCCGCCGUCAGCCAGGACGAUGACUUUGGUGGCUGGAGCAGUGCACCUGCGCCUGCUGCCCCUACAUCCAACAACAAGGGCCCAACCACAGAUGAUCUUUUUGGAAAUGUCUGGGGUUAA
Molecule: messenger RNA, 1746 nt
Organism: Aureobasidium vineae
Lineage: Eukaryota; Fungi; Ascomycota; Dothideomycetes; Dothideales; Saccotheciaceae
Source: the annotation of a GenBank genome assembly